This is a messenger RNA of Planococcus citri (citrus mealybug), 2323 nucleotides long. Its product is annotated as alkaline phosphatase-like. The record is from RefSeq and is a predicted model, not a curated record. Gene Ontology annotation, molecular function: alkaline phosphatase activity. Gene Ontology annotation, biological process: dephosphorylation. The transcript is spliced from 8 exons. NCBI's taxonomy places the organism in Eukaryota, Metazoa, Arthropoda, Insecta, Hemiptera, Pseudococcidae. The coding region runs from base 375 to 2039 and encodes 554 amino acids.
ACAUUGUUCACAGUCAGGGGUAUUGUUCAUCGUUUAGAAAACACGCUGGUAUAAGCGUUAUUACGAGUAUCGAAUACGCCAGGAAUAAAAAGCUUGAAUCGUACACCGAACUCAGACUAGUCAAAUAGGUAUUAUCUGUGGCAAAUUCAUCGACGUAAAAGCGAACCGAAACCAGAAUCAAAACGACCUGUACGAGUCACCUACCACCUUGGAUGUAGCAGCUACAUCAUCGAAAGUCAUCUUCAUUAUUUCAUUAGAUCAUCGUCGUUUAAUCGUCUGCCUGCUCCUGGUUACUUUUAGCGCCUGAUGCUGUCGUACUACGAGUAAUCUCGUCCUCGCUAUCUUCACACAGUUUCGCGGUUAUUUUCGGUGAAAUGUUUAUCAGUAGUGUGCCGUUUUGUGUACUGUUUUCAAUUUGUGCUGUUGUUUAUGCCGAUACGACGUUUAAAACACCUUCGGAUAGAGAUGGUGAACCGUACAAGCCUUUUCCUGCACCAAAGCUUGAUACCCGGGAGAAUGAAGUCGAAUUUUGGAAAAACCAGGCCCAAAACACAUUGCACGAGAAACUGGCCCAAAAGCUGAACACGAAUCGGGCCAAGAACGUGGUAUUCUUCUUAGGAGAUGGGCUCUCGAUACCGACCAUCACAGCGGCUCGAAUAUACCAGGGUCAAUUGGCGAACAGGACUGGCGAAGAAGAGCAAUUGUUUUUCGAAACGUUUCCGUAUACGGGAUUAUCGAAAACAUACUGCACCGACGUACAAGUAGCCGAUUCCGCUUGCACAGCUACAGCCUACUUGAGCGGAGUUAAAACCAAUGUAAGAUGUAUCGGAGUCUCAGCUGCGGUCAAAGUGGCCGACUGCGAAGCUGCCAAGAUAGCUGCCAAUAGGCCUACCUCAAUACUGAAAUGGGCUCAAGACGCUGGAAUGGCGACCGGAAUCGUGACCACGACUCGAGUCACUCAUGCCUCUCCGGCCGGUACUUAUGCUCAUGUACCCUUCCGUGACAUGGAAUGUGAUGCUGACGUCUUAAAGAAGGGUAAACUAGAUCCGGUCAGCUGUAAUUUCGAUAUAGCCAAACAACUCGUAUACGAAGAGCCCGGUAAAGAUAUAAAGGUCAUCAUGGGAGGCGGACGCAAUAAAUUUUUACCAUAUAAUAUCACGUUGUCGAAACACGAAAUCAACGGUAGCAGACUGGAUGAAGAUCUUGUGUACAGAUGGAAAGAAGAUAAAAUUUCCAAGAAAGCGAACGCAACCUAUAUAACCAACGUUAAUGAUCUCAAAAGCCUAAAUAUCGAUAAAGUCGAUUAUUUAUUAGGUCUAUUCGCCCCGGAACACUUAGCCUACCACUUAGACAACAAGAAAGACCAACCGACCCUCGAAGAAAUGACCGAAACCGCCAUAAAAAUCCUCCAAAAGAACGCCAACGGGUUCUUUUUAUUCGUCGAAGGAGGCGAGAUCGAUAUAGGUCAUCACGAAAACUUAGCCCACAAAGCGCUCGACGAAACGGUGGAAUUUGCCAAAGCUAUAAGAAAAGCCAGCGAGAUGACGAGCGAAGAAGACACUUUGAUUGUGGUGACUGCCGAUCACGCGCAUACGAUGAGUAUGAGCGGGUAUCCGGCCAGAGGUCACGAUAUAUUGGGAUUGUACAGUAAAGGCAAAGAUGGAUUGCCUUAUGCUACCUUGAGUUAUGCUAAUGGGCCAGGAUAUCAUAACCAGACUAGUCCCGGAGUUCGGUAUGAUUUAACUAACGAUGAUACAGACGCCAUCAACUACACGUUCCCAGCCCUAGUUCCUAAACGCAUGGAGACCCAUGGAGGCGACGACGUGGCCGUGUACGCCCGCGGUCCUUGGGCACAUUUAUUCAGCGGAAACUACGAACAGAAUUAUAUACCGAUCGCGGAAGCGUACGCCGCCGGUAUUGGCCCAUCCGCAACUGCCCAGACAACUCGAACGGCAAAUUCAAGCUUCACAUACACCGCUAACUAUUUACUGGUCGUAUCGAUGUUCGCGAUAUGUGUAAUUGUUAAAUAUGCGGCGUAAGAGCUCUGCCACACCGAGUAGGAGAACCUAUUAGUCUGUCAUGUGCUCUUCGGCCGCUAACUCGGAGGCCGAUUGUGAUCCAUUCGAUUCGAGAUUAUCGGAUCGCAAGUUGUUAACAUAUUUGUAUAGUUUUUAUAGCGUUAGAUAUCGUUUUAUGUGUAACUGUAUUAUACUUCGUGACUGUAUAAAUUUACUCCAAUUUUCUCUCAAAUUUUCUUCCUAUUAUUAUUAUGAUUGUGACGAUUUGUUAAGUUAAAAAUAUACGUCUACGUGUUUUUUUCGUA